AUGUCUUUCCCACCAACUCCAGCCAUGUCGGGUGAAUUCACCAUCAAAGACAAGCCCGCCACCGAUAUGUUCGCAUUGCCUCCUGCGGCAUUGAGUCCUCAAAGCCGCCGAUCAUCUCGAUCAGAUCCCUCUUAUACCCCGACUUCAACUUCACCGGAUCUCGCUGGUCGCCGAUCAAGUCACACAGGACGGUCGGGAACAGCCAAACGCCCAUUGGAGGACUUCGACUUACCUCCGCCACCGACCCGAACUCGCAAGAUCAUCCAAAUGAAGCCAAAACCUACGAAAUCCAAGGCCAAAGACGUAAAGGUCUCCACGCAGAGUCCAGAGCCGAUGCCCAAUCCAUCAACAAGCUCCAAGAGGAAGCAACCCAGUGCGACCAGUGCGGCCGGCCGGAAGAUUGCUCGCAAGACCGCCCACAGCCUGAUUGAGCGCCGAAGACGAUCCAAAAUGAACGAGGAAUUCGGAACCCUCAAAGAUAUGAUCCCCGCUUGCACGGGACAAGAAAUGCACAAGCUUGCCAUCCUUCAGGCAAGCAUAGACUACGUCAACUACCUGGAGAAAUGCAUUCGCGACAUGAAAGCAGCAGGCUCAGAGAAUAUCGCUGCACCGCCGUCACCCACAUCACCGGAGUUCAUUGCCGAGACAGGUGUCGAGCCUGUGCGUGAAUCCUCCACAUACUCCUAUUCUCCAUCCGCAUCUCCAGAGGCAUAUGCCCCUCCUGAGCUAUUCCCUGAUACCUCCCCGUCAUUCUCGCCUCGCACUCAAGUGCCUUCUGCGCAAAACGUUCCCGAGCCUACGUCGGUUCUGCCUAGUCCGGCACUGGGUCCAAUCUGGGCUUCUCCGGAGAAAAUGCAUGAGCUUCAAGGUGUUGAUCAUGAGGCCUCGGCCGCUCUGCUCAUGCUCACCCAGGACCGUAGGGGUACUGCAGAUUCCAUUAGCGAGCAGUUUUCGGGCACUUCGUUGGCGAAGUAUGAGGCUCCACCUGUGGGUACGCAACGAAGGAAGGGGAUGAGCGUGCGUGAUCUUCUCAUCUCAUAA
Molecule: messenger RNA, 1041 nt
Organism: Penicillium olsonii
Lineage: Eukaryota; Fungi; Ascomycota; Eurotiomycetes; Eurotiales; Aspergillaceae
Source: the annotation of a GenBank genome assembly